AGUUUUCUGCGGACCGCGAGGGUGGACCAUGGCAGCCCCGCUGUUCUGGACCCUGUGCGUGGCCGGGUUACUUCUGAGUGUCUCCCAACACCAAGGUGAAGCAGCAACAAAAAACAACGAACGGAACUCUGAUGCUGACCUUGACGGUGUGAAGCAUGGAGUCUCUGAAGUGAGGAAGGACGACCUCGCCGACAUCCCAGGGCAUGGCGAGGUACACCAGGAAACACUGGACAAGCUCCAACAUGUCCUCCGUCUCUUCAAGCAAAUCAAGUUGGAAAGGGAACAGAGCCCAGCGCACAAGGCGGCAGAUGCGUCGUCGUCUGAUCUUCCAGAUGAACAAAAUUUGGAAUCAAAUGGGAAGCGGGAUGAGACCAUCAGUGACCCUGGUGCUUCACAUGUAAAUGAGAACAACGUGUUGGAGUCCGUAAAGACGAUUUUGGAAGAGGAAAAUACUGAAGGGCAUGGUGACGAUCAUUCCUACCACAGUCAGAGUGAGAUGGACCGGUUGCUGAAUAAGUUUGCAUUCCUGGAGGUCAUACGAAAUCGUCUGGUUGAGGAUAACAAACAGGAAAAGAAAAACAUCAUCACUUCAAGAGGAGACAAUGACCUGAUGUCCUCAACUAAGUUAGUGAUGCAGGGCAUGUUACAGGAUUGCACUAGGUCUGCACAGAAUGCCAUCUAUGACACAGGAAUGUACUCAGCCCCCAUAGCACAAGCCAUCCUGUACAACGCUAUCUUAAGGGAACUUAGUUCCGUAUAUGCCGAUCUCCAAUCAACCGAUGGCCAGACCCAACGAAAUAACCUGUUGUCUGCUGUGGAUUCUCUUGAACGUGCUUUAGGUGCUGAAGCGUUAACGGUUAUCGUCAUUCCCAAGAUGGGACGGCAAGGUAUCAGUAGCCAGAGUGCAAUACAAAAAUACCUAGCGACAGCACUGAGUCAAACUGUCAGACCACGACCUUCAGCUCUAGACAUUAUCUCAACUAUUAGUAGUCUCCAAGCUGAUCUGGCACCGUCCGUGGAACAAAUCAUGGCAGAAACUUCAAAGUCUCCUACCAGGGAAGACAUUGAUAACGUUUUCUUGGCGAAUAUAUUUAAAGCACUUGCAAUAAUUUAUAGUCACCAGGACACUGCACAGAACAGGCCACCAGAAUUCUCUUACUCGAAACCACAACAAACAGUACAGCAAGUGCAAUCUGUCUUACAAAAUGCACAGCUUCAGGGCGUCCUGACACAACCAGAGACACAAGCCAUCCAGACGGCGGUACAAGAGUCACCCAAGGCAGCCUUGACAAAAAUUGUGCAGACGGUGGGCGACAAAGCUGGCAAAACUCCCCUCGAUCAAUUGCAGACAAUACAGACCAUUGAAAAGGUACAAGGAGAUCUCCGCCCAAGUCAGAUAAGCCAGGUCCUGACUGGACUACAAGAAAGUCCCCAGAAGGCAAUGCAGGUAUUACAAACUGUCAUCCAGGAGACCACAGACAAGAAGACACAGGCUACUCAGCAAACGGAGACCACCAUCCAAACUUUGACGACCCUGGGUCGGCUGACAGAAGACGACUCCACGACGAUCCGCCAUGCAUUGCAAACAUCUCCAGCCGACGCCGUCCAGACCAUCAUAGGUGUGGUGGGACGGAAAGUAGACCUAUCCGACACAGACCGCCAGCGUCUGGUCACCAUCGUGCAAAAUAACAAGGACAGGCUGGGUAGUCAAGACGUCUAUUCAGUUGUGCAAGCCUUGCAAACCUCGCCCCAGCAGGCAAUUUCUACAAUCACCCAGACGCUUGGACGAAAGACCGGACAACCUGUUAGUGUUCACUUUACCGGCUCAUUUCCGCAGCAAGUGGUCCAGCAAGCUGAAGUGCAACAAACAGUACAGCAAGUGCAAUCUGUCUUACAAAAUGCACAGCUUCAGGGCGUCCUGACACAACCAGAGACACAAGCCAUCCAGACGGCGGUACAAGAGUCACCCAAGGCAGCCUUGACAAAAAUUGUGCAGACCUUGGGCGACAAAGCUGGCAAAACUCCCCUCGAUCAAUUGCAGACAAUACAGACCAUUGAAAAGGUACAAGGAGAUCUCCGCCCAAGUCAAAUAAGCCAGGUCCUGACUGGACUACAAGAAAGUCCCCAGAAGGCAAUGCAGGUAUUACAAACUGUCAUCCAGGAGACCACAGACAAGAAGACACAGGCUACUCAGCAAACGGAGACCACCAUCCAAACUUUGACGACCCUGGGUCGGCUGACAGAAGACGACUCCACGACGAUCCGCCAUGCAUUGCAAACAUCUCCAGCCGACGCCGUCCAGACCAUCAUAGGUGUGGUGGCGAAAGUAGACCUAUCCGACACAGACCGCCAGCGUCUGGUCACCAUCGGGCAAAAUAACAAGGACAGGCUGGGUAGUCAAGACGUCUAUUCAGUUGUGCAAGCCUUGCAAACCUCGCCCCAGCAGGCAAUUUCUACAAUCACCCAGACGCUUGGACGAAAGACCGGACAACCUGUUAGUGUUCACUUUACCGGCUCAUUUCCGCAGCAAGUGGUCCAGCAGCAAGCUGAAGUGCAACAAACAGUACAGCAAGUGCAAUCUGUCUUACAAAAUGCACAGCUUCAGGGCGUCCUGACACAACCAGAGACACAAGCCAUCCAGACGGCGGUACAAGAGUCACCCAAGGCAGCCUUGACAAAAAUUGUGCAGACGGUGGGCGACAAAGCUGGCAAAACUCCCCUCGAUCAAUUGCAGACAAUACAGACCAUUGAAAAGGUACAAGGAGAUCUCCGCCCAAGUCAGAUAAGCCAGGUCCUGACUGGACUACAAGAAAGUCCCCAGAAGGCAAUGCAGGUAUUACAAACUGUCAUCCAGGAGACCACAGACAAGAAGACACAGGCUACUCAGCAAACGGAGACCACCAUCCAAACUUUGACGACCCUGGGUCGGCUGACAGAAGACGACUCCACGACGAUCCGCCAUGCAUUGCAAACAUCUCCAGCCGACGCCGUCCAGACCAUCAUAGGUGUGGUGGGACGGAAAGUAGACCUAUCCGACACAGACCGCCAGCGUCUGGUCACCAUCGUGCAAAAUAACAAGGACAGGCUGGGUAGUCAAGACGUCUAUUCAGUUGUGCAAGCCUUGCAAACCUCGCCCCAGCAGGCAAUUUCUACAAUCACCCAGACGCUUGGACGAAAGACCGGACAACCUGUUAGUGUUCACUUUACCGGCUCAUUUCCGCAGCAAGUGGUCCAGCAGCAAGCUGAAGUGCAACAAACAGUACAGCAAGUGCAAUCUGUCUUACAAAAUGCACAGCUUCAGGGCGUCCUGACACAACCAGAGACACAAGCCAUCCAGACGGCGGUACAAGAGUCACCCAAGGCAGCCUUGACAAAAAUUGUGCAGACGGUGGGCGACAAAGCUGGCAAAACUCCCCUCGAUCAAUUGCAGACAAUACAGACCAUUGAAAAGGUACAAGGAGAUCUCCGCCCAAGUCAGAUAAGCCAGGUCCUGACUGGACUACAAGAAAGUCCCCAGAAGGCAAUGCAGGUAUUACAAACUGUCAUCCAGGAGACCACAGACAAGAAGACACAGGCUACUCAGCAAACGGAGACCACCAUCCAAACUUUGACGACCCUGGGUCGGCUGACAGAAGACGACUCCACGACGAUCCGCCAUGCAUUGCAAACAUCUCCAGCCGACGCCGUCCAGACCAUCAUAGGUGUGGUGGGACGGAAAGUAGACCUAUCCGACACAGACCGCCAGCGUCUGGUCACCAUCGUGCAAAAUAACAAGGACAGGCUGGGUAGUCAAGACGUCUAUUCAGUUGUGCAAGCCUUGCAAACCUCGCCCCAGCAGGCAAUUUCUACAAUCACCCAGACGCUUGGACGAAAGACCGGACAACCUGUUAGUGUUCACUUUACCGGCUCAUUUCCGCAGCAAGUGGUCCAGCAGCAAGCUGAAGUGCAACAAACAGUACAGCAAGUGCAAUCUGUCUUACAAAAUGCACAGCUUCAGGGCGUCCUGACACAACCAGAGACACAAGCCAUCCAGACGGCGGUACAAGAGUCACCCAAGGCAGCCUUGACAAAAAUUGUGCAGACGGUGGGCGACAAAGCUGGCAAAAUACCCCUCGAUCAAUUGCAGACAAUACAGACCAUUGAAAAGGUACAAGGAGAUCUCCGCCCAAGUCAGAUAAGCCAGGUCCUGACUGGACUACAAGAAAGUCCCCAGAAGGCAAUGCAGGUAUUACAAACUGUCAUCCAGGAGACCACAGACAAGAAGACACAGGCUAUUCAGCAAACGGAGACCACCAUCCAAACUUUGACGACCCUGGGUCGGCUGACAGAAGACGACUCCACGACGAUCCGCCAUGCAUUGCAAACAUCUCCAGCCGACGCCGUCCAGACCAUCAUAGGUGUGGUGGGACGGAAAGUAGACCUAUCCGACACAGACCGCCAGCGUCUGGUCACCAUCGUGCAAAAUAACAAGGACAGGCUGGGUAGUCAAGACGUCUAUUCAGUUGUGCAAGCCUUGCAAACCUCGCCCCAGCAGGCAAUUUCUACAAUCACCCAGACGCUUGGACGAAAGACCGGACAACCUGUUAGUGUUCACUUUACCGGCUCAUUUCCGCAGCAAGUGGUCCAGCAGCAAGUUGAAGUGCAACAAACAGUACAGCAAGUGCAAUCUGUCUUACAAAAUGCACAGCUUCAGGGCGUCCUGACACAACCAGAGACACAAGCCAUCCAGACGGCGGUACAAGAGUCACCCAAGGCAGCCUUGACGAAAAUUGUGCAGACGGUGGGCGACAAAGCUGGCAAAACUCCCCUCGAUCAAUUACAGACAAUACAGACCAUUGAAAAGGUACAAGGAGAUCUCCGCCCAAGUCAGAUAAGCCAGGUCCUGACUGGACUACAAGAAAGUCCCCAGAAGGCAAUGCAGGUAUUACAAACUGUCAUCCAGGAGACCACAGACAAGAAGACACAGGCUACUCAGCAAACGGAGACCACCAUCCAAACUUUGACGACCCUGGGUCGGCUGACAGAAGACGACUCCACGACGAUCCGCCAUGCAUUGCAAACAUCUCCAGCCGACGCCGUCCAGACCAUCAUAGGUGUGGUGGGACGGAAAGUAGACCUAUCCGACACAGACCGCCAGCGUCUGGUCACCAUCGUGCAAAAUAACAAGGACAGGCUGGGUAGUCAAGACGUCUUUUCAGUUGUGCAAGCCUUGCAAACCUCGCCCCAGCAGGCAAUUUCUACAAUCACGCAAACGCUUGGACGAAAGACCGGACAAACAUUCAGUCUUUCCUCUUUUACUUCGACUUCGGAAAUGCAGCCCAUUCCAGAGUUGGAGACGACCGUUACGGGUGAGAUUGCACAGGCGUCAGCGACAUCUGGUUUUGGAACAGAUUUCAACACGGUUUUGUCCGGUCUAUUACAAAAUGGAAAAAUUAGUGACAUUGAGUAUCAGACCAUCAAAAAUGCAUAUUCAGAAUCCCCCGAUUUUGGGUUGAGGUCUAUCGCAGAUAUUUUGAAAAAGAGAAUUAAUUUUAAUUCUCAGCAGCUUAUAAUCCUCGGGAAAGUGAAUGACAUGUCAUAUCAUGUCAACAAAGAUUACAUCAAGGUUUUGCUGCCCGCACUUGACAGAUCUGAUGUCGACGCUACAGGCAGUAUCGUUAACAUUAUCUAUAAACGUUCCAUCACUGUGAAGACCAUUACAAUUCUACAGCAACUGACGAGAGACGGAGUCAUUACAGCGGAACAGGGGCGACGUCUUGUGUCAUCCUUGCAACAAGAGCCCAGCAGUGCACUUAAGAUUGCGUUACGUCUCGUAGGAGCUGAAGAUUCUGUACUCAAUAAUGUUGACGUCUUUCCCCGUCAAGUUGACAUUCGUGAUGUUAGUAAUAUCUUAAAUGCACUUACCAUUUCCAAAGAAAAGGCACACACCAAAGCUCUCAUGAUCAUGCAGUAUAAGGCAACUAUUCUCUUCCGGAUCCAAGGAAUGGCGCAUACUCUAUCAACUAAAGGCAUAUUAAGCCUCCAGCAAUCUCAACAAAUCAGACAGUCGCUAGAUCUUCGCCCUGAGCAGACAAUUCAGUCUAUCGCGGACGUGAUCCUGCAAAGGUCACACAUGUCGUCGGUGGACAAACAACAGCUUCUCCUUGGAGUUGCGUUUGCCAGAAAUAACCUAAACACGGCAGAUAUGUUGCCAGUGCUGCAGGCCCUUGCACAAUCACCUGAAGCUGCCCUUAUCAAGCUUAGGCAACUGGUACAGGAAUCUACAUCCAAGAUGGCCAACACUGUAUCAACAGUAGAUUUUUCGGUCGCUUACAUCGGUGGUACAGGGGACAACACACUUGCUCUUAUUAUUGAGGCCCUAGAAGACGCCGCAAAAGAACAAGAAAAGGACAGUGACAGGCAAAAACUUCUUGGAAUACUCACCGCUCUCAAUAAAGCUGGGACAUCUUCCGAUUCAAGUUCUGUUCUCCAGGCGCUGGGAGGUGGAACUGUCACAGGGAGUCAGAAGCAAAACAAGAUGGCCGUGUUACUGGAGGGUUUGUCUGGAGUGGAGCAGGCCAGCAGUGCCGAGUCCAUGGCUGCUGCUGCUGUCGCUGUUGACAAGGCGGCUGAGGGGAUUCACUCGGAGAUUGAGAAAGGAAGUGCGAGCGAGAAUAGGGACGACAUGAUACAGGUCAUGUCGAAGGCCCUAGUUGUUCUGAACGGGGCCGCGGGAAAGGUUAAGGGAACGUCUGCUGAGGAAGCUCUCCAACACGCCAUCCACACGAUUGAUGAAGCUCGUGAAGACGCCAUCAAGCAGGGAGCUGUGAAGGAGCUCUCCGCUGCUGUGGGCUCCCUGGGGAUAGCAGUGGACAAUAUUGAGACUGCCUUAGAGGCUGUCAUCCAGGGCCAUGACAUCACAGAGGACAAGCCUGUAGCUGUCCCACAGGUCGUGAUAGAGGCCACCACAAUGAGCUAUGUGGAAGAAGUGCUUCAAUCGAUCUUGUCGCAUAAUUCGUCCUAGAUCUUACAAACCCUCUACUACAAAAGGCGUAUAUGGCGAAAAACUAUAAUGUAUAAUUACAUUACAAAGAAUGUGCUGAAGUUUGCGGACUAGUUUAGUGAAAAUGCUGUCAGGUAAAGGUUGUGUGAAAAAAAAGCAAUUUCUGCUGAAAAGUCUUGAAGAAGCCCAUAUUUGUAAGCUCAACUGUAGAAGAUAUUUCAAGCCAAGCUUACAUAAACAAGUAGGGAAUGGUCUCACAAGGCAAAGACACGUUUACCCUAGGGAAUAUCUAUGUAAAUUGAUACAAACAGGUGCACAAGUACAUCCAUGAUGAUGAUGACUGGUUUAUUCAUAUAUAUAAACACAUAAACAAAUAAAAGUCUGUGGCAGCCAAAAUGGCUGAAUUGGCGACUUCUUGAAUGCGUGUGAGGCUGUUCUAGUGUACGCGAUGCAAGUGUGACAAUGGCAUUGGAAAAACAUAGAAUAUAAGGUUAGUAAAGCUUACCUGUUCACAACCAUUUGGUUUACAUGAUCCGACGUUUUGAUGACCGUCUGUCAUCGUCAUCAGGGCCAAUAUGACUGGUUUACUGUGUAAUGGAGCUACGUGUUGCACUACUUGUCAUUGUGCACUGAAGCUAGAUGUUACUGCACCAAUGCAGUCCCAAGCAUAAAACAAUUGUGACAAACAACAUAGUGUCACAAUUGUUCAUCAAUUAUGCCACAAUGACAGACGGUCAUCGAAACGUCGGCUCAUGCAAAACAAAGGGUUGUGAAUAAAAAAAAAACUUUUGUGACGACAAGACAAUCCCAGACGCGGCUAGCUUUGUGUAAAAAAAGAGAAGAAAUCAACAGUGACAGACCGCUAGAAACACUGAACUGUGCAAUAGACUAGGGGGGCGCCAAGGCAAUAGACAGACAGGAUAACAGACGAAUCCGUUGGAUCGAAGAGGCGGUAUCGAUAAGAAAGUCAAACCGGUAAUGAACCGGCACGGGGGGAUACAUACUUAGUCAGGUUUGGGAUUGUGCUCUCGUCGCAAAAGCCUCACCUACAUUGGCUACAUGUAGCGACGAGAAGCAGUACUCCAGUCAGAGGAAGGUGUCUGACAGACAUCGAAAUGUAUUAUUACUAAGCAGGUGAGAGUCUAUAACGGUUGUGUUAACGAAAACAACAAUAUCCUUUCUUCAGUAAAGUUAAACAGUUUUCAUAUACGAAAAAUUUCUAAGACAUUGUGUCAGGACUUAAAUUGACACCUCUGAAUCAAUCAAUGAUAGAAGGUGUUGAGAAAAUGCCACUUACUGUUAUGUCUGCACAAUUGAAAUGAAACAUGGACAUGUUCCGUUCCUUGUAGUUCUAUUGCUUGGCAACUGAAAUUUUAGCUCAUCUGAUAUGCACCGAACAGGUCUGAGUUGCGUAGAAAAUGGCUCUUUGGUUUCCGAAAAUAUUUUCAGUACUCCAGAAGCUCUAGGAAAGAUGUCUGACGAGCAUCGAAACGUACGUAAGCAGGUGAGAAUCUAUCACGGUUGUAUAAAAAGAAGCACCUGAUAUCCAAAGGCUUUUGGGGUUUUUAAAUUACAGAA
Molecule: messenger RNA, 8560 nt
Organism: Branchiostoma belcheri (Belcher's lancelet)
Lineage: Eukaryota; Metazoa; Chordata; Leptocardii; Amphioxiformes; Branchiostomatidae
Source: RefSeq, a predicted model, not a curated record